CCAGUUGUUUAUUUUACAAUGCCCAAUAAGGAACAAACAACCUACCGGAGCGUACUGCAAUUUCUAAAAAAUGAAAUUUCUCCGGGCUGGGCACCAGAAUAUAUCAUUUCUGAUUGGGAAACAGCAAUCAGAAAUGAAACCGAGGCUAUAUAUCCUGCUGCUGAUCCGAUUGGUUGUUUUUUUCAUUACACUCAAGCAAUUCAAAAUAAUUGGAAAAAACGGGGACUCGUGACAAUUUUAAAAAAUAAUUUAGAAGCGCAAAUUAUAAAAAAACAAAUCAUGGCACUUCCACUGGCUCCGGCAAAUGAGAUUGUGAUGUUAUUUAUAAAUAUUGUUAAUAAAAUAACACCUCAACUCGCUAUAACUUUGAACGAUUUUUUCGGGUACGUUUUUGAACAGUGGCUGGUAAAAAUUGGGCCCGAAAAAUUAUCAGUUCAUGGCAAGAGCAAUGUUAGAACUAACAAUCCAUCGGAAUCAAUUAACCGGGAUUUAAAUCGAGGAUUAAGUACGAUAAAGAAGCCAACAUCAAUGCAAUUUACAAGAUUACUUGUAUCAUCUGUGGUCAAAUCUCACCAUCAAAUUGUGAGCAUUCAGAAAAAUCAAAAAAUUAAAUUUGAUGGGAGAAAAAUUGGUGAUAAUGUUAUUGAUCGUGCCACGCCUAUUGCUGUACAGCUUAGUAAUUUGUGGAGCCGAUUAAAAGCCGAAAAAAUAACGGCUAGUACUUUUUUUAAAAUGACCUCGAUGCUAUUAAGUAGAGUGCAUUUUAACAAAAACAUAGUGAAGCUGAGUUUAAAUUCAAACAUAAGUUACAAGUGGCCUUCAGAGAAAAAAACGUUUUGGUUCUGGACGCACAUCAGCAGCAAAGUUCCAUACAAACAGAACUUGGAUGGUGUCCAAUGCUUCUCUGCUGAUGUCCUGAAAUAUCUAAUUCCAAUUGCGAGGCGAGAAAUGAAAAUUUUUAAUGCCAAGAUUGGAGGGAAUAUUUUAAUCGACUACCCACUUCAAGUAAAAAUAUCCUUCAAUAAAUAAUUAUAUAAAUCUUAAUUAUAUUAUUAUAAUUAUUAUAAAUCUAAUUUAUAUAAAACUUGAAUGCAAUAUUUUAAUAAAUAAUUAUCGAUGCAAGAUUUGAAUAAACUUUAUU
Microplitis demolitor is the source of this 1141-nucleotide messenger RNA. RefSeq lists its product as uncharacterized. Lineage: Eukaryota; Metazoa; Arthropoda; Insecta; Hymenoptera; Braconidae. The transcript is spliced from 5 exons. Bases 19 to 1029 code for a protein of 336 amino acids. The record is from RefSeq and is a predicted model, not a curated record.